AACACAGAUAAUACCAACCCCAGGAACAUAGAUAAUCUAAUACCUAUCAUAUACUCCAUCAUAACCUUAAAAGCGAUUACGUCAAUGUGUCCGCAGGUUACGUUCUUGUUAAAAGAAAUUAUACAGGUAUAUGACGAGAACUACUAGUUGGCACUUUUUAAAUCUCAUAAUGGUAAAUUUAAGUAAAUCACAAGUUAAACAGGAUUCUAAGAAAAAACGGGUUACAUUUUCAGUUUGUACGGAUAAACGUGAUGGUUAUUCGAAAGAACCGACGCAGAGGCCAAAUGAAUUGUCAAAUAAGUUACCAAAGUACAUGGACGAAGACUGUGAACAUGGUAAUGAAUCUCGGAAAUCUGAAAUUGUUUCUCACAAAAACACGGGAAUAUCAGAUGCAGUGAAUAUUUUAAGUAAAGGAUAUGAUGUCAAGAAAACUUUGGUUAGAAAUGUCGAACAGGCUUUACCGCGGCAUUGUGCACUUGUAAGAGGAAGACCGCAUCCUUCCAUUCCAAUAGAUAUCACACAUAACAAACUUGGGACAGAUAUAAAAUCUAGUUACAAGAGCAAAUACGCUUCACCAGAACUGUAUACAACAUUGUGUAUAGCAAAAGAAAUUCAGAAUACUGCAAGGACCGAUACAAAACCAAGUGGCUUUGCCAUUACUCCAGCAGUUAAACAGGUGUUGGAUGCAAAGACUUUAAAAAAGUUGAACUUUCCAUUUGAAGAGAAACUGUACAAAGACCUUAUCUCACUGACAGUGUGCAAUGAGGAACUCAUUGGAAAUGAUGGUAGGUCAGGGGGCCGGAGGGAAGUAGAAUUCAAACAGUGCAAGGACCAGGAACCUCAGCUGAAAGACUUCUGUGCCUUGUCAAAAGGAAAGGAAUACAAUAUGGUGGAGCAGCCAGUGCCCUGUGGAAUGAAGAGGAUAAGGAGAUACAAUGGCUUCACUUUAUAUGAAAGGAAUCAGAUAUGGUUUUGUGAUGAUUAAGGGUCAUUUAUAUAUAUUUACAGCAAAAAUGAUGAUGUAAAAGUUAACAUGAUAGUGAUGACAAGACUACAAAACAAUGUAUUUUGAAAAUAAUUUCAUUCUAAUAUAAACUGAUUUUUUUAUUUGGAUUGGAGUGCCCUUCCUUUUUCAGUUCCUGAGUGUCAGUAUAUUUGGGGCUUAGGUCUCAAAGUAGGCUCAUCUUGAUUGAACAAAGUUAACAUCGACCAGACUACACAGUGCAACAACCCAGAAGACGGAAAUCUUCAUACUCACCGCUGUGAGAACCUCAAGUCUUACAAGAUUAUUUCACUGGACUUGUCACUGCACUUAUGCCCACAUCACACUUUGGAUGCUAUAUAGCAGUUUUUUGAAAUAUCUUUCCCUUUUGAGUAUUUUGUAUGCACAACAAAAAAGUGAAUUUGUGGUGUAAUGUUGUGCUCAGCCAAGAAUUCCCCUAUGAAGAGCCAACUGUCACAAUUCACAAACUUGACUUCCAUCUUUUAGGCUGUUUCCAUUGAUGACGGAGAAUAUUAGAAUGCCUGAUUGGCUAUCAUUAACUGUUCCUCAGUGCAUAAUGAUAAUGGACGACCAGGAUAUACAUUCUUUGAUGGAAAUUAUUUUUGUGUGACCAAGAUUCCUCUACAAAUGCACCUCAUAUCCAUGACCAUCUUAUGAAGAUAGUUUCAUGUCAGACAUUUCACAAGUGAUGAGUGCUAUGAAUAUAAGUACUGUAUACAUAAUAUUUCACCCACAGGUAAUAUAGGGCAGAAACUUCCCUCCAGCUGUGAACAUCAGUUGAGUCUGUUCCUAUAUGGUGUUACCAAUGUAAAAUCCUAACAUUUCAUUUGAUGCUACAUAAUACUGCAGUGUUAAAUAUCAGUAACAAAACUUACAAAUUUGAGACCACAGUAUCUGGCUGUGCAAGAAGGGUACAAAUAAUACAUGCUAACAUAUUUAAACAUUUUUAGUCUUUAUAAUAUAUACUAUUGAGCAAAUGACUUCAGUGCUGUUUCAGGAACACAAACAUAGUUCAAAAUAGGCCAAUACAAAGUAUGCCAAACAUUAAAAUUAGCAUCUUAGUCCUUACAUAUAACAUACUAUAUACAUUUUCUAUCAUAGAUGUAACAUUUCUACAUGAACCAGUGUACUGAACUUUGAAUAUGUGCAUUUUUUUGUGGAAAUAAAGUUUUGUUAUGCAAAAAUUUA
Zootermopsis nevadensis is the source of this 2191-nucleotide messenger RNA. RefSeq lists its product as uncharacterized. NCBI's taxonomy places the organism in Eukaryota, Metazoa, Arthropoda, Insecta, Blattodea, Termopsidae. The record is from RefSeq and is a predicted model, not a curated record.